GGGCGGGCCUCAGACUCGCUAUGCGGGUUGCGGGGCCUGGGGGCCGGGCGGCUGUUUCCUGUCCUGGUGCAUGGUGGUCGGACGAAGGAAUUGUUGGAAAAUUUUCUCGGAGGUAGAAAAUGUUGUUAGCCCAAAUAAAUCGAGAUUCUCAGGGAAUGACAGAGUUUCCUGGAGGAGGAAUGGAGGCUCAACACGUUACCCUGUGCCUGACAGAGGCAGUAACAGUGGCAGAUGGUGACAAUUUAGAAAAUAUGGAAGGUGUAAGCUUGCAAGCAGUAACACUUGCAGAUGGUUCUACCGCUUAUAUACAACACAAUUCUAAAGAUGGAAAACUCAUAGAUGGCCAGGUCAUUCAAUUGGAGGAUGGUUCUGCUGCCUAUGUUCAACAUGUACCCAUACCUAAAAGUAGGGACAGUUUGCGUUUAGAGGAUGGCCAAGCAGUGCAGCUAGAAGAUGGAACUACAGCGUUUAUUCACCAUACCUCCAAAGACAGUUAUGACCAGAGCGCAUUGCAGGCGGUGCAGCUGGAAGAUGGCACCACCGCGUACAUCCAUCAUGCGGUGCAGGUCCCGCAGUCUGACACCAUCUUGGCAAUUCAGGCUGAUGGGACGGUGGCAGGUCUGCACACUGGGGAUGCCACGAUUGACCCCGACACCAUCAGUGCUUUGGAACAGUAUGCAGCAAAGGUGUCCAUUGAUGGAAGUGAAAGUGUAACAGGUACUGGAAUGAUUGGAGAAAAUGAGCAAGAGAAAAAAAUGCAGAUUGUCUUACAAGGACAUGCGACAAGAGUAACUGCUAAAUCCCAGCAGAGUGGAGAGAAGGCAUUUCGAUGUGAAUAUGAUGGAUGUGGAAAAUUAUAUACGACAGCUCAUCAUCUUAAGGUCCAUGAGAGAUCACACACGGGAGACCGGCCUUAUCAGUGUGAGCAUCUAGGCUGUGGGAAAGCAUUUGCAACAGGUUAUGGAUUAAAAAGUCAUGUCAGAACUCAUACAGGAGAAAAGCCAUAUCGGUGUUCGGAAGAUAAUUGUACUAAGUCUUUCAAAACUUCAGGAGAUCUACAGAAACAUAUCAGAACUCAUACAGGAGAAAGGCCUUUUAAAUGUCCCUUUGAAGGCUGCGGUCGGUCUUUUACAACAUCAAAUAUCAGAAAAGUGCAUAUUAGGACACAUACAGGAGAAAGACCGUAUUACUGCACAGAACCAGGAUGUGGGAGGGCAUUUGCCAGUGCAACCAAUUAUAAAAAUCACGUGAGGAUACACACAGGUGAAAAGCCAUAUGUUUGUACAGUCCCUGGGUGUGACAAAAGGUUUACAGAAUAUUCCAGUUUGUACAAACAUCAUGUUGUUCACACUCAUUCCAAACCAUAUAACUGUAACCACUGUGGGAAGACCUACAAGCAGAUCUCCACACUGGCCAUGCACAAACGGACGGCCCACAAUGACACUGAGCCCAUUGAGGAGGAGCAGGAAGCCUUCUUUGAGCCUCCCCCAGGUCAAAGUGAAGAUGUUCUUAAAGGGUCCCAGAUCACGUAUGUUACAGGUGUGGAAGGGGACGAUGUUGUAUCUACACAAGUAGCCACGGUAACCCAGUCUGGGCUGAGUCAGCAAGUUACACUCAUAUCCCAGGAUGGGACUCAGCAUGUCAACAUAUCUCAGGCUGACAUGCAAGCCAUUGGCAAUACCAUCACAAUGGUAACGCAGGAUGGCACGCCCAUCACAGUCCCGGCUCAUGAUGCGGUCAUCUCCUCAGGAGGAACCCACUCUGUUGCUAUGGUUACGGCAGAGGGCACAGAAGGACAGCAGGUUGCAAUUGUGGCUCAGGACCUGGCAGCAUUCCAUGCUGCCUCAUCAGACAUGGGGCACCAGCAGCACAGCCAUCACUUAGUAACCACAGAAACCAGGCCUCUGACCCUAGUGGCCACAUCCAACGGCACCCAGAUCGCAGUUCAGCUUGGAGAACAGCCAUCUCUGGAAGAAGCCAUCAGAAUAGCAUCUAGGAUCCAACAAGGAGAAACGCCAGGGUUGGAUGAUUAAUCCUCGAAACAGUGGGGCACUACAUCAGAAGGAGCCUUUCAAAUCUUCAGGCAGCAGACAUCCAUGAGCCCGGGCCCAGGAAAAUUAGAAUGUUUCCAUUCCUGACAUAUUGUACACAUUUUUAUGCAAGAGUGGAGAACAGUUUAUUCUUGACACUUUUGUGUAUAUAACCCUUGGAAUAGAUUCCCAAACGGAUUCAUUGUGUACAAGGAUGUAUGAAAUUAGGGCAAUACAGUUAAUUUUCACGUUACUCUUUUAUCAGUUUGCAAACUCCUAGCGUCUACAUGCAAGAUCAGUGGAGUCUUAUGAUGGAUUUUUAACUUACUGUGAAAAGAUAAAAUAAAGGCUGUAUCUAAAACGGCAAAGGUUCUAUACUUCAAACAAUCAAUUCCAAAAGCCAUCGUGGAUAAUAAAGGAUGUAAAGCCUUCGAAUAUUUCCCCAAGUUAAUAGAGUGUCUGCAGUUUUUGUUCUACUGUAUACUUGUAUGUUUUUAUUUGUACCUCACGGUUUGAAGACUAUUCAUUAUAGUUUUCCAUCCCUGUUAAAAUACCACCUCUUCAAGCUGAGAUGCUAAUUAUAUUGAAUUGGAUCCAUGACAUUGGAUUAUGUAUAAAAUGACAAAGUUUGGUUAUUUAAAAUUAAAAAGUUAAAUCCAGUGCUUUGGUUUUGUUAAAGAUUUUACUUAGCGUUCAAUUUUUUGUUACUGUUUUUUAAAAAUAAUGAACUAUCAAAGUUUGACCACAGGCUGGAGCCCGGGAUAACAGUGCUGUAAUUGAAAAUGGCUUUACUCUGAAAAUUAGGUUAGUGGGUCGGUGUAAAUUAUUUAUUUUUGCUUAUGUACUUUUGUUUUAAAGCUUAUUUACCCUAAAGUUUAUUAUUAAUUUUGAAUACAGCAAUUUUUAAAAUGUUA
Messenger RNA from Leptonychotes weddellii (Weddell seal), 2944 nucleotides. NCBI's taxonomy places the organism in Eukaryota, Metazoa, Chordata, Mammalia, Carnivora, Phocidae. The record is from RefSeq and is a predicted model, not a curated record.